AUGAGCGACAAAGACAACAGGACAACCGCCGAGGUUCAUGAUGUUCACAACAACCCUGGAGAGUGGAGCCUUGCAAGCGUUCUACCCGAUACCGGCACGCCCUGGUAUAAGCAGCGGCAUCUUCUGCUUCUCAAUCUCGGGAUGAUUAUUCCCUACCUAUCCUCGACUACCAACGGCUAUGAUGGAUCUAUGCUCAAUGGCCUUCAGUCAAUGAGUCAGUGGCAGCACUUCUUCGGCUCGCCGACCGGAACCCGUUUGGGCUCACUUUCCAACGGUGUCAUCUUUGGUCAGAUUCUCGCUUUUCCCAUUGCUCCUUGGCUAUGUGAUCACACAGGUCGCCGCUUCCCGAUUUUCAUCGGAUCGGCUCUCCUGGUCGUUGGUGCUGUUCUUCAGUGUGCCGCCCAGAACUAUGCCAUGUUCUUGGCCUCCCGCAUGGUUAUCGGCUUCGGAGGCCUGAUUGCAGUUGAAGCAUCCCCGAUGUUGGUCAGCGAACUGGCAUAUCCGCCCCACCGGUCUGUUCUAGUUGGUUAUUAUAACAACUUGUGGUAUCUCGGGGCCUUGCUUGCUGCAUGGGUCACAUAUGGAACCUAUUUCAUGGGACCCGAUGCUUCUUGGGCCUGGCGCAUUCCCUCGCUGCUGCAAGGACUUUUUCCCUUGGUGCAAGUGAUUUUCGUCUAUAUGCUUCCAGAAUCGCCCCGGUAUCUUGUGCAGAAAGACCGAUAUGAUGAAGCCCGAAAGGUACUCACCAAGUACCACGCCGGCGGAGAUGAGAACUCUUCGCUUGUCGACUUUGAGAUGAAGGAAAUCAUCUUGCAGAUCCAGACCGCCAAAAGUGUGUCGUCAACCGGAUAUCGCGAGUUCCUUGGCACUCGAGGUAACAUGCACCGCCUGUUUAUCAUCAUCGCAGUACCGUGCAUGAUGCAGCUUUCCGGUAAUGGCCUCAUCGCCUACUACCUUCAUCUCAUUUUGAACUCGAUCGGCUUCACCUCGGACCCACAGCAACUCCGUAUUAAUGGUGGCCUGACAGUUUUCAACUUGGGAGUUUCCAUCAUCCUAGCUUCAUUCAUGGAAAUUGUUGGUCGGCGACGCCUGUUCCUAUUCUCGACAAUAGGCAUGUUAUGCUGUUAUGUGAUCUGGACAAUCCUCUCUGCCAUAAACGAACAGAGGGGCUUCCACGAUACCUCUCUUGGUACCGGAGUCAUCGUUAUGAUUUUCAUGUACCAGCUCUUCUACAACGCUGGUCUCAAUGGGCCACCAUGGGUCUAUGUUACCGAAGUCCUUCCCACCCACCUCCGUGCCAAGGGCACAAACAUCAUGCAGAUCGCAUCGACGUGUGUUAUUCUGUUCAAUGGAUAUGCCAACCCGGUGGCGAUGGAUGCAAUCAGCUGGAAAUACUACAUCGUUUACUGCUGUGUGAUUGCUGUUGAAAUUGCUCUUGUCUACUUUGGAUUCCCCGAAACCAAGGGGCACAGUUUGGAAGAAGUUGCGUUGAUCUUUGAUGGAGAAGAAGCAUUCGGUGAGGUCUCUGAAAAACGGACCCCAGCUGAAGUUUAG
Messenger RNA from Penicillium canescens, 1554 nucleotides. RefSeq lists its product as uncharacterized. The record is from RefSeq and is a predicted model, not a curated record. Gene Ontology annotation, molecular function: carbohydrate:proton symporter activity. The transcript has a single exon. Lineage: Eukaryota; Fungi; Ascomycota; Eurotiomycetes; Eurotiales; Aspergillaceae. Gene Ontology annotation, cellular component: membrane. The coding region runs from base 1 to 1554 and encodes 517 amino acids. Gene Ontology annotation, biological process: transmembrane transport; carbohydrate transport.